AGAAGAUGAGAAAUCCAGGAAUUUGAAAGAUAUUAUACAUAAGAAUAAUGAUGAUAACCCGAUAAGCUACAAUUUGUAUCUAAGAAAAAGUUCAAACCCUGAUUGGAGAUACUUAAAAAAUGAUAAGGGUCAUUUAGAAUUUGGACGUGUCAUCAAUCAAGAUGAAAUUAAGAAAGCUGAAAAGCAAGCUGCACAGGAUUACGCGAAAUUAGGAAUCUCGUACGAAAUAAGCGAAAGAUCAAGUUCUGAGACUAAUUUAUCAUAUCAUUGCACACAAUAUGAAAGAGCUUCUCUAGAAUUUAGUAAAUAUUUAAAACCAAGAAAAGAAUUUAUUGAUGCGGUAAAAGAUGCUUUAAAUUCAAAGGACGUAAAUAAGUUGAAGCUAAUUCCUGAGGAAUAUGGUCAAUUAUAUUCAACUGAAGUUAUCUUUGGUGGUAAGGUUUAUAUUAAAGAAUCAAAGGUUUCAAAAAAACUUUCUAAUAAGAAUUCUAAUAAAGUUGAAGCGAAGCUAAAUGCCGGAACCGUAGUUGCCAAAGUAGGUCUUGCUUGCCAAGAUUUAAAUGGAAAUGCCGAUUGCUUACAAAGCGAUCGUUUAAAGUUAAUCGGAGGAAAGGUGCCCGAUAAUACGAAGUUUGACGAAGAUUCUUGGUAUAAAUCUUUGAGUGAUUAUGGAAAUUGGGAUUGCGUAGGAUUUCAAAAUCCUGCUU
Molecule: messenger RNA, 707 nt
Organism: Funneliformis mosseae
Lineage: Eukaryota; Fungi; Glomeromycota; Glomeromycetes; Glomerales; Glomeraceae
Source: the annotation of a GenBank genome assembly